Messenger RNA from Mollisia scopiformis, 1539 nucleotides. RefSeq lists its product as uncharacterized. Lineage: Eukaryota; Fungi; Ascomycota; Leotiomycetes; Helotiales; Mollisiaceae. The record is from RefSeq and is a predicted model, not a curated record. Bases 73 to 1251 code for a protein of 392 amino acids. The transcript has 3 exons.
GAAUUACUUCACUCUCCACCGUGAUUCUAUGCUUAACGCCGAACUCUCAUCACUUUGUCUUCAUAAUUUCAAAUGGCAAACACUCUCGAAUUUCCACCUGCAGUCAAUCCUGAUGACCCAGGACGAGGGCCUAUGAUUGUGGGACUUACUUGGACUUUCACUAGCCUUGCCGUGAUUGCUGUUGCACUUCGGUUUUACGUGCGCAAAUUUGUUACACGCGCACUUGGCUGGGACGAUUGGCUAAUGCUAUUUGCUGUGGUCCUCCAGGUGGCGAAUCAGGCUCUGGUCACCGUCUCAUUCCACUAUGGCCUUGGAAAGCAUGAUACGAGCUUAAAGAAGCCUGAUCAGAUGAUAGCCGUGCUAAAAUGGAAUUGGAUUGCAUCAUUACCUGGAAUGAUCGUCUCCAUCUUGGCAAGGAUUUCCAUCGCUAUUUUGCUCAUACGCUUGUUUGGUGUCUACGAGUGGUUCAAAAGGUUCUUGAUCGUGUUCACGAUCUUGCAAACCACGGUUUGCACUCUCAUCAUUCCAUUCACAUGGUUACAGGACAAUCCUGUCCAAGGGCUUUGGGAUGUAUACGACAGACAAGUGAAGCACUGGGAUCCGAGAAUCGUCUUAUACAUGGAGUAUUUUGGACAAUCUCUUUAUACAUUUUCCGACUUGACCUACGUUUUGUUUCCCGUCAUAAUUAUUUGGAAUCUCAAUAUGCCUGUGCGUCAGAAGAUAGGGCUCAUGCUCCUAAUGGCAGCCUCUCUCUUUACUAUGUCCAUGUCCAUCAUGAAAGUCAUGGUAGCCCAGGGAUCCUCACACUUUAGCCCAGAUGUUGAAUACAACGCAAGUCUUGGUGUGCUAUGGUCCGGAAUGGAGCAGACGUGCGUAAUUAUUAUGGGUUGUGUGCCACCACUGCGCGCCAUCACAAAAUUAGACUUCACAGGUCUAAGAGGAAUCAGCUCGUCCCUCUCCAGUCUUGUCGGAAGAGAUAAAAACAAGCAAUCUUCUUUAGACAUUGGUCACAAGAGUUCCACGGGCAGAGACUAUAACCACCACGAACUGAAGCCAUUCGAGUUUAACCACGUUCCAACGCCUAUAAGGCCACAGGUUUUCACUGUGACCGCAAAAUACUCCACAAAGGGAGGAGAGAGGACGAACGAGAGUCCAGAAAUGAAAAACCGGGUCCGUCGAACGGACCAUUUCGCAAUCUUGGAUGACUACUCCGGCGAGACAAUUUCGGAGACUACGGCAGACAUUGUAUGAUCAACAACAAGAAACACUCCGACAUGAGGACCAGCGUUUGAAGAAGACCGGGAGGGAAAAUAUUGUACACAGUACAGCGUGGUUUAUGAUUCGGACGGGCAGGGGCAUCGCAUGCCAACCGUAUUUCAUUAGGGUAUUUACUUCACAUGUUCGCUGGAACUACUAUACAGAUUGUUUUUGAAUUCCUGUGAUCCUCAAGGUGGUAAAGAAGACUGCGAGCAAGGUGAGGAUACGUAGCCAUCUAAGUACGUUUUUACACUGUGCAAGUACCGCUCUGUUGUUUUCAAU